Messenger RNA from Loa loa (African eye worm), 702 nucleotides. RefSeq names its product small nuclear ribonucleoprotein sm d1. Gene Ontology annotation, biological process: spliceosomal snRNP assembly; RNA processing. Gene Ontology annotation, cellular component: catalytic step 2 spliceosome; U1 snRNP; spliceosomal tri-snRNP complex. NCBI's taxonomy places the organism in Eukaryota, Metazoa, Nematoda, Chromadorea, Rhabditida, Onchocercidae. The transcript has 2 exons. Gene Ontology annotation, molecular function: RNA binding. The record is from RefSeq and is a predicted model, not a curated record. The coding region runs from base 15 to 386 and encodes 123 amino acids.
UUUUAGAUUACAGAAUGAAGCUGGUGCGUUUUUUAAUGAAACUGGCCCACGAAAGUGUAACAAUAGAGUUGAAGAAUGGAACACUGGUAACAGGCACCAUUGUUGGCGUCGACGUGGCAAUGAAUACCCAUUUGCGGACCGUCAAAAUGACGCUAAAGAAUAGAGAACCCGUUUCCCUAGAUUCACUAUCAAUCAGAGGAAAUAAUAUCCGAUAUAUAAUUUUACCUGAUACAAUUCCUUUGGAUACGUUACUGGUUGAUGAUGAACCUCGGAAAAAGCCAGCACGUGGAGGACGUGGUCGAGCUGCACCAACUCGUGGCGGACGAGGACGAGGUCGUGGUAGAGGUGGGCCUCGUGGUCGUGGUGGUUUCAGGGGUGGGCGAUAAAUUUUCCCCAAUAUUAAUAUGCGUUAUUAUCCUUUAUGCGUUGAAUUUUGUGCGGACAGAAUGAAAAAGAAAUUUAUUGUUACAUCCUUUUCUUCGAUAUUACUCUUUGUGGUGCAGUUUACUUAAUUCACAGCGAUUAUAGAUGUACUUUACUUCAUAUCCUUAUCUCUCAGACUUCUUGUAAUAACUGUGAAGGAAGCUAUCACUCAAGUGCAUAACGGUUUGAUGCGGUAAGCAGAAGCUAGGCACUUUAAAAAAGUUAUGCUGUCCUGUUUUUUUUUUUUGUUUUUCCUAUAAAAAAAGUUGUAUUUGUCAG